Paramecium tetraurelia is the source of this 768-nucleotide messenger RNA. RefSeq lists its product as uncharacterized. Lineage: Eukaryota; Ciliophora; Oligohymenophorea; Peniculida; Parameciidae. The transcript has 5 exons. The record is from RefSeq and is a predicted model, not a curated record. Gene Ontology annotation, molecular function: ligase activity.
AGAGGAUAGAAGGGAUGAACUUAAAAAAAGAAAAUGGCUGUGCAUAUAAAAGUAUAAAAGAAUAAAUAACUGAAUUAAUAUAAUUUAUGCAAAAUACAACUUGGGGAGCAAUUAUGGGGUAACCUUUUGGGGUUAUAGGUUAUUCUAACCUUGGAUUUGUGUUUGAUAGAGAUAGAAUCCAUGAGUAUUAGACUUAUUGGCCCAAAGAAGAGACUGGUUUAGCAAGAGAUGUAUAUAUUGGAUUUAAAUAUCAAUGUGUGGAAUAUGCUAGAAGAUUUCUAACAUUGAAAUUUAAAGCUGCCUUUACUGAUAUUCCUCAUGCUCAUAACAUCUGGGCACUUGAUAUAAUUGAGGAUUGCACUAAGGAAGAAGGAACAUUCCCAUUUGUCAAUUAUCCAAAUGGCUCUAAAGAACCACCUUAGUUUGGAGAUCUCAUAAUAUAUCCAUAUUCGAAGGAACAGAGAUUCGGCCAUGUUGGAGUUAUUCUCAAUGUGAAUUUGGAAGAAAAGUAUGUUGAUAUUGGUGAACAAAAUUACGAAGAGGCAGGAUGGGAAUGCCCAGAAUAUGCAAGAAGAUUAAUAAUGAAGAUAGAAAAUGGUCAAUAUUUCAUAACAAACAAAAGAAUUGGAAAACCUUAUGAUAAUUGGGACAUUAAUGAGGAAAUUUUUGGAUGGAAAAGAAUCGAUUUCAGCCAAAAAUAAUGAUUGUUUUUGUAAUUCAUAUUUAACAAUUUGAAUUUGCAGUGUUUUAUAAAUUUUUCAUAAUUUA